AUGUCUCCACAACUAUGGGAACUCGAUACCCUCGAAGAUGCAGAAGGCCAUCUUCAGACACUCGACUUCCAGCCCUUCAAGCUCCAAAACCUCGUCAAUGGAAACCUCGUCCCUCACCCCCAUAAUGAUUGGAUUGAUUCUAUGAACCCCAAGACCGGCCUCCACUUCGCAUGCAUUCCCAACAGCACUCCCGAGCAAAUCGACCAAGCCGUCAAAGCCGCCGAUGCAGCCUUCCCUUCGUGGUCUGCCACACCUCCCUCGCAACGAUCACAAUACCUCCAGCGCAUUGCUUCACGAAUUGAAGAACAGCGGGAAUUGUUUGCUGUCUGGGAAAGCAUCGACCAGGGAAAGACCUUGACGCGCGCAAGAGUGGAGAUUGAUCGCGCGGUGUCUAAUUUCCGAUACUUUGCGACCUAUAUCCUGCACCAAGAAACCCAUGCUCGAUUAACCGAUACCAACGUCUUGACCUAUGAGCAUCGUUCACCGAAAGGCGUCUUCGCGCUUAUUUCGCCAUGGAACAUGCCAUUGUAUCUUCUUACGUGGAAGAUCGCGCCCUGUCUGGCCUUUGGGUGUACGGCCGUGGCGAAGCCGAGCGAGUUGACUAGCGUGACAGCCUACCUCCUCUCGGCCGUCUUCCAAGAUGUCGGACUCCCUCCCGGUGUGAUCAACCUGGUCUACGGACCUGGGAACCCCACCGGCUCAGCUCUGGUUCGCCAUCCGCUCGUAAAAGGCAUCUCCUUCACCGGAGGCACAACCACAGGCCGACAAAUCCGCCGCGAUACAGUCGACGACAUCGGAAAGCAUCUAUCGCUCGAGCUAGGCGGGAAGAAUCCCACUCUCGUGUUCGACGACGUUGACAUGGACAAGGCCGUCGCGACCGCAGUGGCAGCCGCAUUUGAGAAUCAAGGAGAGAUCUGUCUCUGUGGCUCCCGGAUCUAUGUCCAAAGGAGAAUCUGGUCGGAGUUCGUAUCGCGCUUCGUCUCAUAUGUCAAAAAGCAUUACGAACUGGGUAACACAGUCGGUGCGGUCGUUUCUUUACCACAUUAUAACAAGAUCCGGUCGUAUCUCGCUCUAGCUGCGGAAGACCCCGUCAGCGUCUUCCAUCUCGGUUCUGUGCCACCCGAAAACCCGGAAGGAGGGUUCUGGAUAGAGCCGGCUGUUUUGACGGUGUCGGAGUCGAGUCCGUUGUUGAUGGACGAGAUCUUCGGCCCCGUUGUUACUCUCACUCCGUUUGAUACGGAGGAAGAGGCGAUUCGGAAGGCCAAUGAUAGUCAGUAUGGGUUGGCUAGUAUCUUGUUGACUAAAGAUGGAGCGCGCAUGCGACGUGUCGGUGAGAGGCUCGAAGCUGGGUUGGUGUGGAUUAAUUGUUGGCUGGUUCGGGAACUAGGGACGCCGUUUGGAGGGAUGAAGGCUUCCGGCACAGGGAGGGAGGGGGGUGAAUAUAGUAGGGAGGUGUUUACCUCUGUGCGCACGUUGCAUAUUCCGCAGGUAUAGACGGUGUGGAUAUUACUUUUCUGUUGUUUCCCAUUUUGCAUUGCCCAGUUGCCCAACAUGUUCCAUACGAGCUUCUGUUCUGUCGAAGAACAAUAUUGAUAUGGUCAAUUUCAGAUGUGAUGUAUGCGAGAGUCGACCAUGCAAUACUAAGUCAACCACGUUAUCCUUAUCAAGGUGUCAUUAGCCGGUAUAUAUGGCUUCCUCUAGUGAGCUGUGUAUCCCCCAUCAACCGGCAGGGAAACCCCCGUCACCAAGCUAGCAUCGUCGCUAGCCAACACCACCGCCAUCCGGGCAAUAUCAUCCGGCUGUCCAAGCCCUCUAAAGGGCUGCAUCCGACGUAUAUUUUCGAAUUGAGAGGGCGACGUCUCCUCAAGCUCGCGUACCAUAGCUGUGUAAAUAGCUAUAGACGGUUGUUAGUACACAACUGCACGCAAUCCCAUCCGAGCAAGCAAGCAAGGAAGACACGCAUACCCCCAGGACAAAUAGCAUUCACAUGGAUCCGAUCAGGGGCAUAAUCCAGCGCCAUCUGGCGAGUGCAGUUGACGACAGCUCCUUUGGACGCGCAAUAAGCCGCUACAACCACGUCAGCCGAAGCCUAUAAACCGACUCCAAAUCCCCAGAAAAUAACUUACGAGCACCCAGCCCUCCUACCAACCCCCACACAGAAGCUAUGUUAAUAACCCAGCCCCGAUCGCCCGAAGAAUGAGGCUCCUGCU
This is a messenger RNA of Aspergillus pseudonomiae, 2210 nucleotides long. Its product is annotated as aldehyde dehydrogenase. Lineage: Eukaryota; Fungi; Ascomycota; Eurotiomycetes; Eurotiales; Aspergillaceae. The coding region runs from base 1 to 1494 and encodes 497 amino acids. The transcript is spliced from 4 exons. The record is from RefSeq and is a predicted model, not a curated record. Gene Ontology annotation, molecular function: oxidoreductase activity, acting on the aldehyde or oxo group of donors, NAD or NADP as acceptor.